UUAAAUGACGGGAAAGUGGGAAGGGCAAAACACUGUGAGUAAAAACUGAAAAGGAGAAGAACGAAAAAAGACAAGCUUUAAAGGAUGCAAGGUAAUGAAUCAACAAGGUUAGUAUGUUCAAUUUUAGCAAUGGAUCAAUCUUGUUUCUCUUAUAAAGUUUGUCGUUUUUGCGAAACGCCUGUCCCUGAUGACAAGCCGGCCGAGUUUAUCUGCAACAAUCGCAAAUGCGCCGGUCGCCGGCGCAGUUCUAAGCGACUCUUCCGCUUACUCUUUUCAAUUGGAACGGAGACAAGGGUUAUGAAUGUUGUAGCUUUUGAUAGGGCUGCACAAGUCAUCUUUGGUUGUUCAGCUCAGGAAUUCUUUGAUUUUUCAAUUCUGCACCCUUGUGCUGUUAAAAUAGCUAGUAAAGUAUUGGUGGGAGAAUUAUUGAAGGUGACAUUGAACACACCAAAAAGGUGCAAAGCAGAACAUCUUCGUAUGACAAACAUCGUUCCAAUGAGUAGCGAUUUUGAACCAGUGAUUGAGACCCUGAGAAAAGUUGAUUGGAGUUAAAGUUUCUUAUGUCAUAUUGUUGAUUCAGCCGGUAAAGGAGAUUUUGUGAAGGUUCUCUUUUUGGGUAUAUUUUGUGGGUUCAAUCCAAAGGAAUAUUGUGGAGCUUGUAUCUUUUUGUUUUCAAUGUUUAGCAGUGGUUAAAUGAAGUUUUCUAGUUGAAAUUAA
Gossypium raimondii (Peruvian cotton) is the source of this 717-nucleotide messenger RNA. RefSeq lists its product as hypothetical. The transcript has 3 exons. Bases 85 to 552 code for a protein of 155 amino acids. Lineage: Eukaryota; Viridiplantae; Streptophyta; Magnoliopsida; Malvales; Malvaceae. The record is from RefSeq and is a predicted model, not a curated record.